AUGGAGCAUGAGGAGCGCCGCACUCUGGUCUCCAUGGUCUUGGGCAGAAAUGUGCCUGACAGCUACUUCUUGUCCGAUGAGCGUGAGGCGCGGCGCCUUCAAGAAUGGGUGGGCCCACGCAUUGCUGCAGGCCACCCUUGGCCCGACAAGGUCAUGAAGUAUGCCAUGGAUCCAGGCAUCGGCCGCAACUCGCGACGAGCUCUGCUGUCGGCCAUGGAAGAGAUCGUGGAGAAGAGCUGCGUCACUUUCCAGGAGGUGCCGUUUGACUAUACUGGAGGUCCUUAUGUGCAGAUGAUCUCAUCGGAGGAGGGAUGUUGGUCUGGAGUUGGCAGCGGCAGAAACAUCCGGCUGAACAUGGGCACAGGCUGCAACACCCACCUGACAGCCGUGCACGAGAUUCUGCAUGCCUUGGGUCAGAAGCACGAGCAAUCCCGACCCGACCGGGAUCACUUCCUCGACAUCCGUUGGAACAAUAUCAUCGACGAGAACUUGCACAACUUCGAGAUUUCCGACUAUGGCUACACUGGCCGGCCAUACGAUUACAUGUCCAUCAUGCACUACUCUCGCUUCGCAUUUGCCAAGAACUCCAUUGCGGCGGAUAUGUUGGUCUCCUGGACAUUGAACCAGCUGGGGAAACUUGGGAUCGACACCCAGGAUUCGACACUCCAGCCUCGCAACAGCAUGUACAACGGCAAGCUCGGCUCGAGUCAGAUAAUGUCAGACGGAGACGCCGAGCAGCUUCAAGACAUGUACCAGUGCAACAAGGUUGCCGUCAGCAGCGAGGGUAGCCCUGGGAUGGGCCUGCAAUGGGAGCUGGAUACCUUCAGCCCGGAAGCAAUCAUCACCGAAGACUGGUUCAAAGUCGGCACAGGAGUCGAGUCCAUGCCGGUGCAUUGCAAUGCAGGCUAUGCAGUUACCUCCUGCACGUGCUUUCACAAGGACGGCGAGUGCCGAGGGGCACUUGUGACGGAGGUGGCUGGUGGUGGCACCUGCGUGGCAACCCCAUCCAAGGACGAGACGCGAGAUGCCAAAGCUCAUGCCCUCUGCGUGAAGCUUGCUUCACCACACUACAGUGUGUCGCUGCUCUCUGCCGAGCGCUCCGGCGUCGCCGAGCAGAGCUGCGCUUCGAACUAUGUCCUUGCUGGCUGCAGCUGCUCCGCGAGGGCUGGGCAGCACUGCCUGGUGGCUCCUUCCGAUGACGGCACAAAAUGUGUGGCAGAGGGACCGGACGGGAUCGUUCAGGUGCAGGCGCACUGUAUCCGGUCCUUGGCCAUCCGGCAGGUCACCGUCGCACGGGGCACGUUGUGGUACCAGGAGAGCAUCGCCAGGUGCACCAACAACUAUCAGCUGUUAGGGAAUUGGAGAGUGCUCUGCGAGCCAUCGACCGGAAAUCGGCAUGCCGGCCGGUCCUCUGCACUUGUCCAGAAGAAGCGACGGGGAAGUUGUGGAAAGUUCGGCAAUUUUUCCACGCCUGCCGAUCUCGGUAUCCGAAUCAAGACCCAGAGGCAUGAAAUGAUUUUGCCUGUGCACUUUCAGUUCAGAGCGGAGGCAGGCUAA
This is a messenger RNA of Symbiodinium sp. CCMP2592, 1557 nucleotides long. NCBI's taxonomy places the organism in Eukaryota, Dinophyceae, Suessiales, Symbiodiniaceae. The record is from the annotation of a GenBank genome assembly.